Adineta ricciae is the source of this 1026-nucleotide messenger RNA. Lineage: Eukaryota; Metazoa; Rotifera; Eurotatoria; Adinetida; Adinetidae. The record is from the annotation of a GenBank genome assembly.
AUGGCUGACGAUGAUUCUAUGAGUGAUGAUGAUCAACUGGAUAUUCCUGAUAAUACAAAACAUAUCUCGUCGAUUCGCUUAGGUCAAGUUGAUAUCGACUGCUGGUUUCAUUCGCCUUAUAUCGACGCGGAAGAAGGUUCAAGUGAAAAAGAUCGAACGAUCGAAAAAUUGUAUAUUUGCGAGCAAUGUUUACGUUAUUUUCUCAACAAUCGAAAAUACCGGCAGCAUACUAAUGAAUGUACUCGACGUCAUCCUCCAGGUCGGAAGAUUUACGAACAUCCGGAUGGUUUAUCCGUCUAUGAAGUUGAUGGAACUGCAGCUCAACUUUAUUGUCAAUGUCUUUGCUUAUUGGCGAAGUUAUUUCUCGAGCGCAAAACAAUCUACUUUGAUGUUGAACCUUUCCUCUUCUACGUGUUGGUAGAAGCUGAUAAACGAAACAAAAAUCUUCAACAUAUUAUUGGCUAUUUUUCAAAGGAAAAACUCAGCGAUGAGUUUUACAAUUUGGCUUGUUUGAUGGUGUUACCACAUCGGCAAAGACACGGGUUCGGACGGUUUUUGAUUGCAUUAAGUUAUGAAUUAACAAAAUUAGAAAAGAAAACAGGUUCACCUGAAAAACCUCUUUCUGCUCUUGGUCAGAUGACGUACAAAAGUUAUUGGCACUCGACUAUUCUAGCCAAACUUGAAGAAUACCGUCGUUUACAAAUGCAUGUGCCAGUUUCGCAACUCAGUUUGGACACCGGAAUUUGUCUUGAAGAUGUUGUUCAGACGUUGGUUGAUCUGCGUUUAGCACACACGGUUAACGCAACCAAUGAAAUCACAUUCAAACCACACGAACUUCGUCAUCGCCGUCGUCAACAGAAUCAAUGUGAUAAUAACAAUAAUCACAUCGAUUCAUCGUCUGUAUUGAUUGUCAAUGAAGACAUUCUGCGUAGUGCAUUAACUCGCCACUCAACAGGAAAUUUGUCACCGCCAAAUAAUCAACAUUUGUUUGAUCCAUCAUAUUUACGUUUAAUCAGUCGCCGAUGA